GCCAAAGACAGAAAACAAUUGUGCGUGCUUUCUGACUGUCCGUCAUAACGGCCUUACUCUUUGUCUACGUAUACGUACACGGCCAAAGACAGAAAACAAUUGUGCGUGCUUUUAGACUGUGAGUCGAACCUGAACUUAUUUGCGUGUCUCAAACUGUUGACAAUUCCCAUUCACAGAGAGAGAGAGAGAGAGAGAGAGAGAUAAGAGAGAGAGUGAGCAUCUUUCUCUAUACCUUCCUUUGUUCUCUUACUGCCACCUCCUCCCUCUCACACCACCACCCUCUUCCCCCUCCUCCUCUUCCUCCCUCCCUCCCUCCACCCCUCGGAUGUACCGCGAUCCGCCCCCAUCUUCCGGCAUGUUCUUCACGCUCCGCGAGAUCGUCAAGUGGCUCGGCCUGACCUCCUUCGAGAUCCUCGCCCACCUCCUCUGCGCCCUCGCCGCCUCCGUCCUAGCCGCGCUCAAGCACGCCGGCCUCCUCCCCGGCGCCACCUGGUGGCACGCGCUCGCGCCGCUCUACGUGUGCGACGGCGUGAACGCGUACUUUGCGGCGAUCGUGCUCGUGCGCGCGUACGUGGAGCAGGAGGCGCCGCGCGGCGCCGCGUUCCGCACGGCGUGGAGCCUCACCGUCAUCGCGCUCCUGUUCGUCUUCAAGCUUCUCGCGUGCCAGCGGGCCGAGGACGCGGCGCCGCUGUCGCACGCCGAGGUGAUGUCGCCGCUCUUCAUUCUGCUCACGAUGAUCAUGAUUCGCGCAUGCCAGGUACACUGACGCGGCU
This is a messenger RNA of Priapulus caudatus, 773 nucleotides long. Its product is annotated as transmembrane protein 203-like. Gene Ontology annotation, cellular component: endoplasmic reticulum. The coding region runs from base 326 to 766 and encodes 146 amino acids. NCBI's taxonomy places the organism in Eukaryota, Metazoa, Priapulida, Priapulimorpha, Priapulimorphida, Priapulidae. The record is from RefSeq and is a predicted model, not a curated record. Gene Ontology annotation, biological process: intracellular calcium ion homeostasis. The transcript has a single exon.